CAAAUCCCAAGUGCCAGAGAUGGUACUAAAGGACAGACGGCAGCGCCUAGCCUACUGCUUCUAAAGAGUGAUGAAGAGCGAAUGAGGGAAUGAAAGCGACAGCAGCCGCUGCAAAAAGCCAAGUACUCUGGUACUCCAAUUUCCACUCUCCUGCUGCUAGGGCUAAGUCCAGGUCCCGUUUGAAGUUUAAACCCUCUCUCCCUCCGAUCCUGGAUGUUUACUACGCUUUCCCGUCUCGCCCGACUUACCCUCGGUUUUUCUCUCUAGCUGCUUGCUUCUCAUAAUCCUAGUAAUAAUUGUGUAUUUAAUAGUUUACUCCCAGACCCAGUAAUCAAUCAGACUACUACUAGGACUUGCUACUAAUAAUUCCCAUUCCCCGUCCCCACACCCAUAGUGCCAUAGAGAGAGAGAGAGAGAGAGAAGCGAAGAUGAAUGAGGGGGGAAAUGGAAAUAGAACUGGAAAUGCCAGUGAUGGGGAUGGUGGUGUGGGGUUUGUGAGGGCGGACCAGAUAGAUCUGAAGAGCAUAGACGAGCAGCUUCAGAGGCAUCUCAGCAGGGCGUGGACCAUGGAGAAGAACAAGAAAAACACUGAUGAUAAUGGACAAGGAGAAGAUGGUGGGAGGGGGGUACCAAUCACGUAUGACUGGGAAAUCGACCCCUCCAAGCUCAUCAUCAAGUCCGUCAUUGCUCGCGGCACCUUCGGCACCGUUCAUCGGGGCAUUUAUGAUGGCCUUGACGUCGCAGUAAAGCUUCUUGACUGGGGAGAAGAGGGUCAAAGGACUGAGGCUGAAAUAGCUUCCCUUAGGGCUGCCUUCACUCAAGAAGUUUCUGUUUGGCACAGGCUAGAUCAUCCUAACGUGUCAAAGUUUAUAGGAGCCACCAUGGGCGCAUCAGACCUAACCAUACUGACAGAUAAUGGUCAUGUUGGCAUGCCACGUAACAUGUGCUGUGUUGUUGUUGAGUAUCUUCCUGGAGGAACUUUGAAAUCAUACCUCAUUAAGAAUCGGAGAAGGAAGCUGGCUUUCAAAGUUGUUAUCCAACUGGCAUUGGAUCUUGCACGCGGAUUGAGCUAUCUUCACUCCAAAAAGAUUGUCCACAGAGAUGUAAAAACAGAAAAUAUGCUCCUUGAUAAGACUCGAACUGUGAAAAUAGCUGACUUUGGGGUUGCUCGUGUUGAGGCUUCAAAUCCCAACGACAUGACUGGUGAGACUGGAACCCUUGGUUACAUGGCUCCUGAGGUUCUGAAUGGUAACCCCUAUAACAGAAAAUGCGACGUGUAUAGUUUUGGCAUUUGCCUUUGGGAGAUAUAUUGCUGUGACAUGCCAUAUCCAGAUCUCAGCUUCUCAGAAGUAACUUCAGCUGUUGUGCGCCAGAAUCUAAGGCCAGAGAUACCUCGGUGUUGCCCAAGCUCUCUUGCAAAUGUGAUGAAGCGAUGUUGGGAUGCAAAUCCUGACAAGCGGCCUGAGAUGGAUGAGGCAGUUUCCAUGAUAGAGGCGAUUGACACAUCAAGGGGUGGGGGAAUGAUUCCUCAUGAUCAAGCUCACGGUUGUUUCUGCUUCCGCAAACAUCGAGGGCCUUGAAAAUUUUGAUUUCACUGUGACAGGUUUGAAAGCUGUAAACUGGCAACCAAGGUUCCAGGUUGGAUUGAACAUAGGAGGAGAAAAUUGCGUUGAAGGAGAAAUUAGAUGACAUGAUUGGGCUGUCAACAAUGACCUUUUAGCUUAUAGAUGAUCAAGCAGCUGCAAAGCAAGUAGAAUUUUGUUUUGGCAUGGAUAUUGUAAAGCUUUCCGUAGGCCUUAUUUAGCAUUAUUCUUCCCUUUUCUAAUUAUCUGGGUGGUCCUUUGCAAGACCGCAAUAUCACCUCCACAAGAUUGGUAUAGUAUUAUUUUUUAGUAUAGUUGCAUUAUUAUUUAGAGAUGUUAUGCUCUUAAAGUCAGUUUGAUCUAUCAUGCUUUUGGAGCUGUGAAUAACAUAUGAUGGUACUUCUGCGGUUUACUAUUUCAUUGAAAUCAAUGUGCCGUAACCUUAGAUAUGAAUUCAUACAA
Molecule: messenger RNA, 2045 nt
Organism: Coffea eugenioides
Lineage: Eukaryota; Viridiplantae; Streptophyta; Magnoliopsida; Gentianales; Rubiaceae
Product: serine/threonine-protein kinase STY13-like
Exons: 6
Coding region: 429-1580 (383 amino acids)
Biological process (GO): protein phosphorylation
Cellular component (GO): plasma membrane
Molecular function (GO): ATP binding; protein kinase activity
Source: RefSeq, a predicted model, not a curated record